AUGAGGCAGCAGAACUGGUAUGGGCUGUCAGCGAAGAUGGGCACAGUGCUGUCAGGGGCUUUUUCCAUCAUGGCCACCCACAUGCACCUCAUCUUCGAAAAGAAGUACCUUGGGAACGACAACUGCACGAGUAGCCUCCAGAGUCAGGGCAUCAAUGUUGUGAGAUACUUCUUCAUCUGCUGGAGCUUCAAAAUCAUCCUGUUCCUGUCCCUCGUCACCAUGGCCGUCAGCUGCUUCCUCCUGUACUCCGUGUAUGCCCAGAUUUAUGGGGGUCUCAUGAGCUACACCAUCUGGAUCUUCACCUAUGAGUCCAUCAACCUGGUGGUCCAAAUCCUCACCGAUGAGUUCUGCAUGACGCUGGUCAGAGCCAUGCGCUGGUUCGGUUGGGUGUCCCGGGCGUCCCUACACAGCUUCUGUCUGUACUUUGUCGUUACCCAUGCCCAAAUCAUCUACCAGAGCAAGAAACAGGGCAACAUACUCUCUUACCAUAGGCGUAUCUCUUUGGGAGCUGGAGACAACCCUCGGCGGAAAUCCAAGAUUUUAACUUUUGUCCACCAUUACAAUGAGUAA
Microtus oregoni (creeping vole) is the source of this 570-nucleotide messenger RNA. Its product is annotated as transmembrane protein 217-like. The transcript has a single exon. Bases 1 to 570 code for a protein of 189 amino acids. The record is from RefSeq and is a predicted model, not a curated record. NCBI's taxonomy places the organism in Eukaryota, Metazoa, Chordata, Mammalia, Rodentia, Cricetidae.